UUUUAAUUUUUCUAAACAUUUUACAAUUUAUUUACAAAAUUUGCAUGGCAAAUGUCCAGUUGGCAGUCCACCUGUCCGAGAGAGAAUCCGCCUAUUUCAAAUUAACUUUAAUUUCAGCUUCACUAAAUUUUCAAUUUAUAUUUAGAUAUCCAUUUACUAAUAUUUUCUUUUAUUUGUUAUCUACUCCUUCCCCCUCCCUUCUUUCUUCCAUUAAAAAUAGCAACUUUUUUCAUUAUUCUUUUUCUCCACUUUUCGGCCUGGAUUUAUUUUUAUACAAAUAAA
Messenger RNA from Meloidogyne enterolobii, 282 nucleotides. NCBI's taxonomy places the organism in Eukaryota, Metazoa, Nematoda, Chromadorea, Rhabditida, Meloidogynidae. The record is from the annotation of a GenBank genome assembly.